Molecule: messenger RNA, 8191 nt
Organism: Acanthochromis polyacanthus (spiny chromis)
Lineage: Eukaryota; Metazoa; Chordata; Actinopteri; Pomacentridae
Product: kinesin-like protein KIF21A
Exons: 37
Coding region: 363-5111 (1582 amino acids)
Biological process (GO): mitotic spindle organization; microtubule-based movement
Molecular function (GO): ATP binding; microtubule motor activity; microtubule binding
Source: RefSeq, a predicted model, not a curated record
UGAUUACGUCUUGGAGAAUCACACGCCGAGCGGAUCCCACAAACAGCGCACUCCACCCGGCCUGGAGGCUGCGACGAUGCCCGCUGGACGAGCUUUUCCCACCGGCCGGAGCCUGAAACGCACCGAACCGAACAUGGAAAACAAAUAAAUCCACCCUUGCCGACAGCUGCGUAAAAAUCAUGCGUCCUGUAUCCAAGCGGGCGGCUCGGAGGUGAAAGCGGCGGUGGAGGAAGCUCAAGAUAGACGGCUUUAUUAGUGAGAGGUGUCGGGAGGGAGGGGGCCCGCUGCGCUGUCUUGUCUUCUAAGAGGAUAAAGAAAAACGGGAAAUCAAGCUAUUUUUACGCGCAGCCGCCGGUGACACCAUGAGCGGGGCGCCGGAUGAGAGCUCGGUGCGCGUCGCCCUGAGGAUUCGUCCUCAGCUGGCCAAAGAGAAGAUCGAAGGCUGCCACAUCUGUACAUACGUGAUGCCUGGAGAGCCGCAGGUGGUUCUGGGUAAAGACAAAGCCUUCACCUAUGAUUAUGUGUUCGAUAUGGACACCCACCAGGACGCCAUCUACACCCACUGCACCGAGAGGCUCAUCGAGGGCUGCUUCGAGGGCUACAACGCCACCAUCUUCGCAUACGGACAGACCGGUUCGGGGAAAACCUACACGAUGGGAACCGGCUUCGAUGUCAACAUCGGAGAGGACGAGCUGGGCAUCAUUCCUCGAGCCGUCAACCACCUGUUCAGAGGCAUCGAGGAGCGCCGACAGGCCGCCACCGAGCAGGGAAGGCCUGUUCCUGAGUUCAAGAUCAAUGCUCAGUUCCUGGAGCUGUACAACGAAGAGGUUCUGGACUUGUUCGACUCGACUCGAGACCUGGAGGCCAGGAGGCAGAAAUCCAACAUCAAAAUCCAUGAGGACGCCGCUGGAGGCAUCUACACCGUCGGAGUCACCACCCGCACCGUCACCUCUGCAGCCGAGAUGAUUCAGUGUCUGAAGCUCGGCGCUCUGUCUCGAACCACCGCCAGCACCCAGAUGAACGUCCAGAGUUCACGCUCUCACGCCAUCUUCACCAUCCAUCUGUGCCAAGUGCGAGUCUGCUCUCCGGACAACAACGAUAACGUGACAGAUAACCGUCUGGCCAAUGAUUCAGAGAUCGAUGAGUUCGAGACGCUGACCGCCAAGUUCCACUUUGUGGAUUUAGCAGGUUCUGAGAGACUGAAGAGAACCGGAGCUACAGGAGACCGAGCUAAAGAGGGGAUCUCCAUCAACUGUGGGCUGCUGGCUUUGGGAAACGUCAUCAGCGCUCUGGGAGACAGAAGCAAACGCUCCACUCAUGUGCCUUACAGAGACUCCAAACUGACCCGGCUGCUGCAGGACUCGCUGGGUGGAAACAGUCAAACAGUGAUGAUCGCCUGCAUCAGCCCGUCCGACCGAGACUUCAUGGAGACUUUAAACACCCUGAAAUACGCCAAUCGAGCCCGAAACAUCAAGAACAAGGUGAUGGUGAACCAGGACAGAGCGAGUCAGCAGAUCAGCGCCCUGAGGACGGAGAUCGCUCGGCUGCAGAUGGAGCUGAUGGAGUACAAGACGGGAAAGCGGAUGGUGGGCGAAGACGGCAUGGAGGGCAUCAACGAUCUGGUCCACGAGAACUCCAUGCUGCAGACGGAGAACAACAACCUGAGGGUGAGGGUGAAGGCCAUGCAGGAGACCAUCGACGCCCAGAGAGCCAGACUCACCCAGAUCCUCAGCGACCAGGCCAACCAGGCUCUGGCCAAAGCAGGUGAAGGUAACGAAGAAAUUGGGAACAUGAUUCAAAACUACAUCAAAGAAAUCGAGGAGCUCAGAGCGAAGCUUCUUGAGAGUGAAGCUGUGAAUGAGAACCUGAGGAAGAAUCUGUCCAGAGCCUCGACUCGCUCCUCGAUGUACGGCGGUCCAGGAUCCUUCCUCGCUCCGGAGAAGGAGGCCAACGACGUGAUCGAGAUGGCCAAGAAAAGCCUGGAGAAGCUGAAGAAGAAGGAGAGGAAGAAGAAAAAGAGACUGAGGCAAUACGAGGAGAAUCACCACCAGGAGGUUGCCAGUGUCGUCAAAGAUGAGCUCCCAGACAACGAUCAGGAAAGAGGCAACGAGGAAGCAGAGGAGGGCAGCGACCAUGAAGAAGCCGAGGAUGCCGACGGAGAAGACGAAGACUUUGACAUGGCAGGGGAGGAAUCCACCGACGAGUCCGACUCUGAAGAGCUGGAUGAGAAAGAAAACGUCCAAGCCGACUUGGCCAACAUCACCUGUGAGAUCGCCAUCAAGCAGAAGCUGAUUGACGAGCUGGAGAACAGCCAGCGACGCCUUCACACCCUGAAACAGCAAUACGAGCAGAAGCUGAUGAUGCUGCAGAACAAGAUCAGAGACACUCAGCUGGAGAGGGACAAAGUGCUGCACAAUAUGGGCUCAGUGGAGUCAGGAACAGAGGAAAAGGCCAAAAAGAUCAAAGUGGAGUACGAGAAGAAGCUGAGCUCCAUGAACAAAGAGCUGCAGAAGCUGCAGUCGGCCCAGAAGGAACACGCUCGGCUGCUGAAGAACCAGUCGCAGUACGAGAAGCAGCUGAAGAAGCUGCAGCAGGACGUGACUGAGAUGAAGAAAACCAAGGUGUCACUGAUGCGUCAGAUGAAGGAGCAGCAGGAGAGGAACCGAGCUUCAGAGUGCCGGAGGAACCGAGAGAUCGCCUCUCUGAAGAAAGACCAGCGCAGAGCCGAGCACCAAGUGAGGCAGCUGGAGGCCCAGAAGAGACAACAGGAGCUGAUCCUUCGCAGGAAGAACGAGGAGGUGACGGCUUUGAGGCGUCAGGUGAGGCCCGUGUCUGGGAAGGUGAGCAGGAAGGUACCCGAACCUCCACAGGAGCCUUCACACCGGCCGAUCCCAGGAAGGCUGCAGUCCUCUGCUGCGAGUCCUUCCAACGGGGCCAGGAGUUCUCCGGUGCGGAUGGGAAGCAUCUACCUCAGCAGGACGGCCAGAGCGAAGUGGCAGUCGCUGGAGAGACGAGUCAGCGACAUCAUCAUGCAGAGGAUGACCAUCUCCAACAUGGAGACGGACAUGAACCGACUACUGAAGCAACGGGAGGAGCUGACCAGACGGAGGGAGCGAGUGUCCAGGAAGAGAGAAAAGACAGCGGUGGACGGGGCAGACGCCGAUCGCUCUUUGGCUUCCCUGAACGAGGAGCUGGAGUCUCUGAGCGCCAACAUCGACUACAUCAACGACAGCAUCGCCGACUGCCAGGCCAACAUCAUGCAGAUGGAGGAGGCCAAGGAGGAAGGAGACACUGUGGACGUCACUGCUGUGAUCAGCUCCUGUAACCUGUCAGAAGCUCGAUUCCUGUUGGACCAUUUCAUGACCAUGGCCAUCAAUAAGGGCCUGCAGGCGGCUCAGAAGGACUCCCAGCUGAAGGUGAUGGAGGGCAGGCUGAAGCAGACGGAGAUCAACAGCGCCACCCAGAACCAGCUCCUCUUCCACAUGCUGAAGGAAAAAGCCGAGAUCAACCCGGAGCUUGACGCUCUGCUGGGCAGCGCUCUGCAAGAGUUAGGUUACCUGUCGCCAGAAAAUGGAGAUGACAGCAGCAGUGACGAGUCGACACCCAGUCCAGCUGCAGACGGAGGCACUCUGGCAUCAGAUUUAAUGAAGUUAUGUGGUGAAUCCAGACCAAGAAAGGCCCGGAGGCGGACCACCACCCAGAUGGAACUGCUGUACGCUAGCAGCGGGGAUUUGUCGUGUGAAUCGCCUACCGGACACUUCUCAGCCCCUCUGCUGCCCCUCGCAGAGCGAGUGGAAGUGCUGGCAGACAUGCAGGGUCAGGUGCUCGGUCAAACCUCCGACCGAGAGCAAACUGUUUCCCCAUCUGCCCUGUCUGCCCGGCCAGCUGGCAUUUCUGGAUCCAGGUCGCCUACAGGAACUGAGAGGAGACAGCUUGAGCGUUCACCGCUGAACCGCAGGAGGAUGCAGGACAAAGGACCAGCGACACACAUCCCAGCUCCUCAACACACACCUCCAGCCAGCACAGCAGAGACGAGGACUAAAACCAGCGACUACAAAUCAUUGUUGGAUGAAUCACCUGUAUUUGAAGGCCACAGAGGUGUGAUCAACCCUGUGACGGCCCCCAAGAACAGCCGAGGAGCCAAACUUCAGUGUGUUUAUGUAGCUGAAGGCCACACAAAACCUGUUCUCUGCGUAGAUGCCACUGAUGACCUGCUAUUUACUGGGUCUAAAGAUCGAACCUGUAAAGUUUGGAACUUGGUGACGGGUCAGGAGAUCAUGUCUUUAGCAGAUCAUCCCAGCAGUGUUGUCUCAGUCAGGUACACUUCCAGCCUUGUCUUCACCGUUUCCACUGCUUACAUCAAAGUCUGGGACAUUCGAGAUUCUGCAAAAUGCAUCCGUACACUCACGUCUUCAGGCCAAGUGGGUUCAGGAGACACAUGUUCAUCUGUCAGGAGUUUAACAAUCCCACCAGGAGAAAGUCAGAUGAACCAUAUUGCUCUGAAUCCUUCUGGAUCUUUUCUUUACGCUGCUGCUGGCAAUGCUGUUCGCAUGUGGGACCUCCGAAAAUUUGUGUCUACGGGGAAGCUGACUGGCCAUCUGGGGCCUGUAACAUGCCUAACUGUUGAGAAGCUGGGUAACGGACAGGACAUCGUGCUCACUGGCUCCAAAGAUCAUCAUAUCAAAAUGUUUGAGGUGGCAGAAGGCGCUCAGGGCAGCAUCACCUCCAGCCAUACGUUCGACCCGGCCCAUCAGGACGGCGUGGAGUCUUUAGCUGUGCACGGAGACGUUUUCUACAGCAGCUCCAGAGACCAUUACAUUAAAAAGUGGGACUUGGCGAGAAAACAGCUGUUACAGUCGGUCAGCGCCCAGGCAGACUGGGUCAGCGUUCUGGGCGUGGUACCAGGAUCCUCGAUGCUGCUCAGCGGCUGCAGAGGAGGUCUGCUGCGACUCUGGCACACCGACUCGCUAGCACCCCUCGGUGAGAUCCAGGGCCACGACAGUCCCAUCAACAGCCUGGCGUCCAACAGCAGCCAACUGUUCACUGCCUCAGACGACCGCACGGUAAAGAUUUGGGAAGCCAAAGGAUCUCUGGAGGAUGCGAUUCACUGAUUUCUGAUCUGGCCUUCAAUCAGUCGACAUGAAAUAUCUGACAAGUUGUGGCAAAGAUGGUGGAAAUGGUGUGAAAGUUUGGCUUCCAGGUGAAAAAAAAAAACCCUUAUAAAACACCGAUCCUCCACGGAUCAGUUUCAGGGAAAUCUAACUAGAUGCUGUCGCUGUUUCCAGCUGAAUGCAGUUACAAAUAUUUUAGGUCAAGACGGAUCACGAUAGACUUAGUGGAGCCUUUGGAGUCUCGAUUAGAGCUGCAAAGACAGCCGAAAUGGAUGGACUUUUCAGAACUGUGACUGAUAAUUUCAUUCAACAUUCCUCCGAUCAGUGCAGCGCAACACAACAUGGAUAUCGUCUUUACAUUUUUGCCAGAGCUGCUGAGAAUCAAGGGCAGGUUUUGAUGAAACGCUUUGCUUCCUUGUACCACUUGCUUUCAUCACGACUCCAGAAAGAUGUGGAGAUGCUUAACUCUCCAGCAAUAACUGUGAGUCCGUCCAGUGUGUUCACAUGACGUGUGCUGUGUUGUGUCUUCUUGGCGUUGAUGUCAGGUAUGUGUGCAUUAUCAAAGUUAUCAAGGACCAAGCAACUACUGAAACUACAUAUGUACGGUCUUAAUAUUCAGCUGUUACUGCCAAACACACCAGAUGAACAUAGAGGCCUCUAAAUAUAACUGACUGUUCUCCUUUGACAAGGUUCUCAUGCAUUUUCCAUUUGAAAUUCCACAUUUUAGUGAAGAUUUUAGUUAGAUUUGAAUUAAGUGAACUGAUGACCCAUAUUACAGCUUUGGAAAUAUUUAUUAUACCACUAAGAGUACUGUUUUCUCUCACUUCUCUUGCAUUUCUUGGUGGAACCAUACUGCAUAUUCUUUUUAAGGUUGUAAUGGAUGCAGCCACUUAGCAACUGGCUCACUCGCUGUGUUCCUCUUCACUAAGCCCCAAAAUUAAAAUGUCUUUUCAUCAUCUUACAAUUUGCUUCUUGUAGACAUCCUUGGAUGACAAUGAAAUGUGGAUUAUUUGUUGAAUUUACUUACAUACAACACGAAAUAGCAAUGACUCCACACAUUAUUUUGGCCAUCUAUUGUAAAUUUUGAAAUGUUUAGUUUCAAUAAAUAACAUUAUUGAACAUGAUUUAUUGCAAGUGUUAAACAGUUAGGUUUUAGGACUUUAUGACUUGGUCAACCCCUAUAAUACGAUCCAAACAACAUGACCAAUGUUGAAGACCUGUUGUGUAGACAGUGAUGUAAUAAUUAUUUCCAAAGCUGCAUGUUUCUACUAAAGCCGAUGUCUCACAGCUGAACAACAAUAUUUCUAGAGUAUGUACUGCCUUACAAAAGAAACAGAGAUGGAUGGAGAAUAGCUUGAAAUGUUAAAGCUACUUGGUAAACCCUAACAGUUUGAUGAAUUGUGAAAACAUUUAACUUAUUAAUCUAUAAUUCCAUACAUUAAAAUAUGAUGUAUAUGAGACAUAAUAUAUUAAAGGUAACCAAGUAAAAUCACCAAGUGUCAGAGGCACAGAACUUACGGCUAGCGAGACUAGUUAUCCUAGUUUGUUAGCUAACAGGACUAAUUUAGCUGCUAUUUUUUUGUCAGUUAUGAUAAAAGUAGCCACUGCCCUGGUUAUUACAUAUCAGAAAACUGAAUUACAAAGCUAGUAAAACAUCCAAUCUUAUUUCAAUUAAAGGUAUCAGUUGAGGAAAAACUAGCUUAAAGAUUUGAUUACUCGGUCAAGUUGUGUAACAUUUUGAAAAGCUUUAAACAAAUUAAAUAACAAAUCUAUAAUUUUAUUGUGUUAAAUUAACAGUUUAUUGACCAUCUCAGAUCAUAUAAAUUUACCAAGUUUUAGAGAAUGAUAUUGAACUUUCUGCUGAAAUAAGCUAAUUAGCCUAAAAUCAGUUAGCUAGCAGGACGAGUUUAGCUGCCACUUUUCCGUCAGUUAUGCAAAAGUAGCUGCUGCCUUAUUGAUAAGCAAACUGAAUUGAUCAAAUACUCGGCACUAGGUGGUAAAUGAGCUAGCUAGCUUUAACUAGGAUAUGCAAUCAGUGCUGUUUAGGUUUUGACUUUGAUUAUUAGUUCCUCACAACUGGUAUUGAUUUAAUAGAUGGUAAAACAGAGGUCACAAAGAUAAAUUGUGGUAUUAACUCAAUUUGAGCUACUGUUGUUCAUGCUUUUUUGGUUUUGUAAGGCAGUACAAUUCAUCUUGUUAAAACCUGAGCUGAAUUGGCUGACAAAACCAUCUAAUAAUACAGGUGUCUCAGUGUUUUCAGGACUUGCGUCAGUGUCAACAUUUCAGCCUGAGAUAAACAGUGUUUUCCUGUCUGUCGGUGAUGUGUUGUCAGCCGUCCGCUGGGUUUCUAGAUUCUCCGGCUGAUACACAGUUUCCUUAACGCAUCUGUGGCUUUAAGUGGGAGUUUUAGCCGCUGAAAGGUUUUACUUUGCUGUCAGCACGAUCCCAUCUGGCUUCUCUGACCUGCAUCUCGCAAACAUUUUCUUACUUCCAGGAUUCGACCCUCUGAGUAUUUCCUUCUGUAAACUUUGGUAGCUGUACAACACUUUUAAGAGUGAAUUUCAGCUUCAGCAUUAAGGAAACUUUUGUCCUAAUUCGAGAUUUUAAUGAGGUCUGAAUAAUGUGAAUGUAAAUCAUUCAUGUUUAUGGAAUCAAGCACCUUCUUGUUGCUAAUUGAUGAAAUGCAGUUGAAGUUGCACACUUUGUGAAAGCAUCCUAUCUUGAAAUAUGUAUUUCUUUAACCAAAUGAUGUCACUUCUCAUUCAUUUACUGCUGCAAAGCGUAUUCAGUCUCUUUAAAUGUGUCCAAAAAUGCUACUAUUUAUUUAUUUCUUCUUUGGUUUUUGAUUAUUUUGCUGUUGCGUCCUCUCUGUCAGUGAUAGAUUUUGAUUUCAUUCCUUCUAAUGCCUCGGAUAUCUUGGUGUCGACGGACUGCACAUCACCUAUGGGAUGGAUUUUCUCCAUAAUCAGAGGUGUUAUUAUCAGUGCCUGUAAUAAAUCCUCGACUGUAUAGAGACUGUGGAGUCGCUACCUGAUAAAUGUGGAUUAUCCCUCAUUAAAAAAGGUCAGGUCAACAAUUCA